AAUAAAGAAGACAAUUGAGACAAUGGUUCGAGCAUUGUCUCGUCGAUGUAGCAUUCAAAGUUGGGGAUCUUUUCGUAUUAGGCGAGCAAAUCAUGAUGAUCAUAAUAAUGAUCACGAUGAUGAUCACGAUGAUGAUGAUCAUAAGCAGCAACAACAAUUGAGGACCAUUGAUGCAAGAAAUACAAAUAAACCAAUGGAGGAUCAACCCCCUUUUAUAGGAGAGGCUCCUAAGGAGAAGCCUCAAUCAGAUAUGGACCAAAUGAAGGAAAGGUUUGCUAAGUUGCUUUUAGGUGAAGACAUGUCUGGAGGAGGCAAAGGUGUUUCUUCGGCUUUGGCUUUGUCGAAUGCAGUGACGAAUCUAGCCGCAUCCAUUUUUGGAGAGCAAGGGAAAUUGGCACCAAUGGCACCAGAAAGGAAAGCUAGAUGGAGAAAAGAAAUGGAUUGGCUUUUAUCUGUAACUGAUCACAUUGUUGAAUUUGUUCCUUCACAACAAAAAUCGAAAGACGGGACGAAUAUGGAGAUUAUGGUCACGAAACAAAGGAAGGAUUUGCUUGUUAACAUACCCGGCCUACGAAAGCUCGAUACAUUACUUAUCGAUACACUAGACAAUUUCGGACAAGAACAAGAGUUUUGGUAUGUGUCGAAAAAUGAUGAUCCGGAAAACGAAAGUAGUCGGAGGGAAGGGAAAUGGUGGCAUCCGAAGGUUAAGGUUCCGCCAAACGGGUUGUCGGAGACAUCGCGAAGAUGGUUGUUGUCUGAAAAAGAAGCUGUGAGCCAAGUACUAAAAGCAGCCAUGGCCAUUAAUGCUUCGGUCCUAUCUGAAAUCGAAGUCCCCGAGAGUUACAUCGAUUCCCUCCCUAAGAAUGGGAGAUCAAGCCUUGGUGAUUCGAUUUAUAAAAGUAUAACAGUUGAGUAUUUCGAUCCAGCGUAUUUCCUUUCGUCUAUGGACUUGUCAACCGAACACAAAGUUCUCGACCUUAAGAAUAGAAUCGAAGCAUCGAUAAUUAUUUGGAAGAGGAAGAUGCAUCAUAAAGAAGGAAAGUCGUCUUGGGGUUCCGCCGUUAGUAUAGAGAAACGGGAACUCUUCGAAGAGAGAGUCGAGACGAUCCUUCACCUACUUAAGUAUCGAUUUCCAGGGCUUCCACAAUCCUCACUCGAUAUAUCUAAGAUCCAAGAUAACAAGGACAUAGGACACGCUAUCCUGGAAAGCUAUUCGAGGAUUAUCGAAAGUUUGGCUUUCUCAAUCUUGUCGAGAAUCGAGGACGUCCUUCAUGCCGAUAGCCUUGCACAAUCCUCGUCCUCGAAUUCCGAUGAUGACGCCACGAGGUUGAGUUCUGCGGAGACACCGACACUUUUGGAUUUCAUGGGUUGGGGCAUUGAUCCCCUAAAGAGAAGUUCAAUUGAUAUGGAAAACUUGUUUAAGGUUGAUAGUGACAAAAAAGCAUCCAAGCCUCCGGUUAGUCCGACCCCAAGACCUCCCAUUCCUGAGUUGAGUGACAUUUGAUAUGAAAAACUGCUCGACGAUUAACUGAUGGUAACCUUACAAAGGAAAGGAAAACAAGAGGAACACUAAA
Messenger RNA from Gossypium raimondii (Peruvian cotton), 1574 nucleotides. Its product is annotated as rho guanine nucleotide exchange factor 8. NCBI's taxonomy places the organism in Eukaryota, Viridiplantae, Streptophyta, Magnoliopsida, Malvales, Malvaceae. The record is from RefSeq and is a predicted model, not a curated record. The transcript is spliced from 7 exons. Bases 23 to 1504 code for a protein of 493 amino acids. Gene Ontology annotation, molecular function: guanyl-nucleotide exchange factor activity.